Camellia sinensis is the source of this 2280-nucleotide messenger RNA. RefSeq lists its product as uncharacterized. The record is from RefSeq and is a predicted model, not a curated record. Lineage: Eukaryota; Viridiplantae; Streptophyta; Magnoliopsida; Ericales; Theaceae.
GAAAACUCAGAUAUAAAUAUGAUGGGCAAUAUAAAUUUAUUUUCUAUAGUAAUUGAAUUUGUAAUUUUUUUCUUUUUGUUGUUCAUAUACUUGUCUAUCGCAAUUAUCGACGACGAUCGUAACUGAAGCCGCGAUUGCAGCGUUUCAAAGUGAUUUUCUUUCAACAAUUUACUCGGAAAAUCGUAUUCAUCAUCACUACGGCAUUGGGUGAGAUCGCAAUCGCCGAGAAAUUUGAUCUGAAAAAGCAGAAUAUAGGGUUUCCGAACUGCCAACACCACUCUGCAAGUGACUCCAAAAUGGAAAAAACCACACGUUCUUUGAAGGAUCCUAGGUACAAGACAAAGGCAAGAAAUAACAAGAAAGCGUUGCCAGACGAGGAGGACAAUUUAUCAGAGAGUGACAAUAGUUCUGAAGUGAAACCUGCUAAGAAACCAAUUCUGAUUGACCAAAGGAUAAAAGAAAACUGCGGAUCACAAUACAGAUCCAACCUAAGAGCCUUCAUGAUGCUGGUGAAAGAAAUAAAAUUCAGGAGCGAACAUCUCGAUGUACUUCGGAAGACCCCAUUCUGGUUGCUAUUCAAUGCUUUUAUAACAAAUACAACAGCCACAACCAGGAUCAGAAAGUUUGGCGAUGGUAUCGCUACCAUUAUUCGAUCAUAUUCAGCAAACACCAAGGGAUUCAAAUUGGGGCCAAAAAUAGUGUCAUUGAGAGAUAGUGACAUAUGUUUGAUAUUUGGUAUAAAUUCGGGAAGCACAAAAUUGAACCUGUCAUAUGCGAAGAAACCAAAUACACCAUUCAUAGAAAGAAGGUUCAAGGAGACAAACAGGUUGUCAAAGCCCUUGUUAGAAGAAGCAUUGAAGAAAACUGUUAAUGGAAAGAAGCAACACGAUGUUGAAGAUGUUGCUAGAAUUAUGUGCUUGUACAUCUGCACAACACUAUUAUUUGCAACAUCUGGACAUACAAUAGGUUGGGUUUUCGUGAAAUAUAUAGAAGAUUUGGAAAACAUGAAGAGUUAUGCAUGGUCAAGUGCAAUAAGAAGUUCUCUGAUUUCUUCCAUUGAAACAACAUAUUCAUCACCAGAGAAGGCUACAGGAUGCGUAAUAGCCCUAUUGUAUUGGAUUUGCGAACACACAACAUUAGUGCAACCUGAAGAUGAGAAUGUGUUUCCAAGGUUUCUUAAAUGGGACCUCACAAAAUUAAACACGAAGAUGAGGGGAAGAUCUUUAAAGAUAUUGAAGUCUAAAGAGGUAUUGGGUGCAGAGCUUGUCCCCAGUAAAAAAGAACAAAAACUCCUCUCCGGAGAGGCAGAGCAGAAAAGAAUUUCAGGAAAAAAACAACUAGAGAAAAUUGAACGGGGAGUUUGUAGUGAAAUUUCACUAUUUUCAGAAGACAGUGAAAAAAAUGGUGCAGAAUUGGAUGAUCAUCUUGGUUCCCUUGGUACAUUGUGUGACGUAGCAGUCCAAAAUUUGACAGAAAAUAAGGUGCCUUUGGAAAAUGAGGAUUUGGUGAAACAAAACGAGGCACAGUAUAUGAUUAAGCAGCUUGCAGAAGAAAAUGUGGAGUUGAAAGAUCAAAACAAGAGCAUGGUUGCAACCAUUGUGAUGCUGAAGAAUCAACUAAACAAGCUUGAACAAGACAGAGCAACGCGGACGAAAGAGCUUCUGUGUACAAUCAAGGAAAAUGAACAAAAAAUGUUGGAAAUGAGAACGACAAUGGACGUACUGCUAUCUGAGAUGAAUCAACUGCAAACAGAGAGGGAUUUACUUGAUGAACAAGUGGAGGAGCCGACAAUGCAGAAAAUAAUUCAAAAGAAUGAGGAUCAAGAACACUGCCAUGAAACUGCGGGUGAGCCUUUAAAAGAUAUUGCAGUUUACGAGGGGCUAUGGCAAGAAACAGCACGCUUGAGAGUCAAGCCUUUGCAGACAUCCGAGAAAAAGGACAAAAAAACAGAAGGUGGAAAGAAAAGAAAGGUGGAGAUUGCUCAACAAGAUGUCAGCAACAUGAACCAAUUGGUAAGGAAUGAUGUCGAGAACAUGCCUGAACUUAAGAAGAGAAAGACAGAAAUAAUUGAUGUUCCCAUACAAAUAUGUAGCGGCGAAUUAUUUGGAUGAUGACAAUAUGUUGAAGAUCGUCUUCAAAACAGAAAAGACCAAGUAAGUUAAUCUAAUCUAUACUAUCUAUAAUGGCAGCACAGGCUUUGGUGUUUGAAACCAGCCAGAUUUUGUAUUUCAUAAACUGACCUGAAGUUUUUUAAUAACACUUUAGUUUAAUUGUCCUGUA